Messenger RNA from Bipolaris oryzae ATCC 44560, 411 nucleotides. RefSeq lists its product as uncharacterized. Lineage: Eukaryota; Fungi; Ascomycota; Dothideomycetes; Pleosporales; Pleosporaceae. The transcript has a single exon. Bases 1 to 411 code for a protein of 136 amino acids. The record is from RefSeq and is a predicted model, not a curated record.
AUGCUUGAGAUUGCGCGGUGUCAGGUCUGCGCAUUCCAUAGCGCAUUGCUGAUAUACUACCGCCGCACGGUGCUUGAUGGCGAGGGCGUCAUCGUCGAUGUAGAUGUUGAGGCGGAGGCAAAUGCUGUCUGGGAGAACCUGGCGGCAGCAGAAAACCUUAAGGAUGCAUAUAUGGGCGGUGUGAAGAGAACCGCGCCUAUGUCGUGGCCGGCGUUUAUUGCCGCGUGUGAGACGAGGAACCGCGAGCCCUGGGUCAGGUGGUGGACACGGGUCGAGGGGUAUGGUCUUGGGAACUUUACACGGCAGUGGAGGGUUAUCCAGGAGGUCUGGGAUGUUACGGAUAUAGAUGGAAAUAUCAAUAGUUGGAGAGAGGCGUUACGGCGCAUACGGAGGCUAGUCUUGCCUGUGUAG